Molecule: messenger RNA, 1674 nt
Organism: Monomorium pharaonis (pharaoh ant)
Lineage: Eukaryota; Metazoa; Arthropoda; Insecta; Hymenoptera; Formicidae
Gene: BckdhA
Product: 2-oxoisovalerate dehydrogenase subunit alpha, mitochondrial
Biological process (GO): branched-chain amino acid catabolic process
Molecular function (GO): oxidoreductase activity, acting on the aldehyde or oxo group of donors, disulfide as acceptor
Source: RefSeq, a predicted model, not a curated record
GCUGAUGUCGAGUCGGAACCGUCGGAGGUCGGAGGUCGGAGCAUGUGAUGACGCGAACAGACUCUACAUGUCGAUUCGCACAUGUGAUCUCUGACGUGCUUAUUUACCAAUUAUUAUCAGCUCUUGAUCCCCAUGAUUGUCACCCUCCGAUAUCAUUAAAUCGUGGUACUGUCACUACUGUGUCCCUUUUGGGACAGAAAUCCAUUGGGUGGAAGAAGAAGAAAAAGUUAUCAGCUCCUACCGCACCCUGCACACACAUCAUACAUUAAUCAUAUGCGUUUCUCUUAAAAUAAUCAUAAAAAGGAGACCUGUAUCCGAGAUGAUCAUGAGAAACCUACUUCGAAGCGUUUCGCGCUUUCGACGUGCUCUGUUACAGGUAAAACAAUACAGCACGACGAGUGAUCCCCCACAAUUCUUGGGGAUUGACAAUAAUUUCACCAAUAGUAUUCAGUUUGUUAAUAAAGAAAGUUAUGAAGCUAUUCCAAUUUAUAGGUAUUUGGAGCUUUCACAGGAAGCUAAAUUACCUGAAGACGAAAAGUUGAACGACGUGUUUUUAGUGAAAAUGUAUCGCAAUAUGGCAAUCUUAAGCAUCAUGGAUAAGAUUAUGUACGAGUCACAGAGACAAGGUCGCAUCUCAUUUUAUAUGACUAACACCGGCGAAGAGGCCGUACAGAUCGGCUCUGCCGCCGCUUUAACUCUGGAAGACACGAUUUACGCGCAGUAUCGCGAGGCUGGUGUGUUGCUGCAUCGUGGGUAUCCGUUAGCAAAGUUCAUGAAUCAGUGUUAUGGCAACUGCGAGGAUGAGGGCAAAGGGAGGCAGAUGCCGGUGCACUACGGUUCCAAAGAGUUGAAUUUUACGACUAUAUCAUCUCCGCUAACGACUCAGCUUCCUCAAGCUGUGGGAUGCGCCUACGCCUUCAAGUUGGAUAAAAAGGACGCAUGUGUGGUCUGUUAUUUCGGCGAGGGUGCGGCGAGCGAGGGCGAUGCUCACGCAGCGUUCAAUUUCGCAGCUACUCUAUCGUGUCCCGUUAUAUUCUUGUGUCGAAAUAAUGCAUAUGCAAUCUCCACGCCAGUCCUGGAACAGCUUAAGGGAGAUGGUAUCGCGGCCAAAGGCCCGGCUUAUGGAAUUAACACGAUUCGAGUAGACGGCAACGAUGUACUGGCGAUGUACUUUGCUACAAAAAGUGCAAGGGAGUUCUGCAUAAAACAAGGGAAACCCGUUUUGAUAGAAGCUAUGACCUACAGACUUGGACAUCACAGCACAUCAGAUGACUCCACAGCUUACCGAUCACCCGACGAGAUCGCUCAAUGGAGCGUCCAUACGCCACUUGUCAAGUUCCGUCUGUAUCUAGAAUCACUUGGAUUAUGGUGUAAAGAGAGGGAGCAAGAAUUAGUAAAUUCCACUAAGAAGGAAGUUCUUCAUACAUUUAGAGAGGCAGAACGCAAGUCUAAGCCACAUUGGAAGAAUCUAUUCACUGACGUCUAUAAGGAAAUCCCCAAUCAUAUCAAGAAGCAAAUGAACAUGAUGGAGAGACAUCUAGAAGAAUUCAAGGAACAUUAUCCAUUACACUCUUACACACACUCAAAAUAAGGGAUAGGAAUUUACUUGUUGUGCAAAUGUAAAUUUUAUAUUGUUUUUAUUUUAAUAAUUAAAAUGCUAAAGAAUUAACAAAA